Nicotiana tabacum (common tobacco) is the source of this 1071-nucleotide messenger RNA. The record is from RefSeq and is a predicted model, not a curated record. Lineage: Eukaryota; Viridiplantae; Streptophyta; Magnoliopsida; Solanales; Solanaceae.
AUGGAGACACUGCAUGAGACAUGGAGCCGGUUUAAAGGAAUGUUGGUUAUAUGUCCACACCAUGGUAUUCCAGAUCAGAUGUUGGGACAACGGUUUUACAUGGGACUGUCAUAUAGCAUGAAGAACAUUGUAGAUGUCUCAGCUGGUGGGGCCUUUUUGAGCAAAACUUGGAGAGAAGGUCAGAGUCUGCUUGACAAAAUGGCUCACAAUUCGGGGUGGACGACGAGGAAUGCACUUAUCACUCUAGUGGUACACUCAGUGCCUUUUGACCCAUCAAAUUCCAUGCCUGAAAAUGUGGCGACCCUUUUGACACAGAUGAGCAUACUCACCAAAAAGGUGAAGGAAUCGGGGCAGAAACAGCAAGUGCACAUUGUAGAUACCACCAAUGGGGGCUUGUGCACAUCUUGCAUUAGUCAGCCAAUUGGUAAUCCGUGGAAUGCUGAACAUGAUCAUCAUCAUCAGCACCCUGAGGAUAUGAACUAUGUGUCAAACUAUGGAGGCCAGAGACAGGGCAAUCAGAACUGGGGUCAACAAACUCAGCAGCCAUACAGACCACCUCAGCCACAAUACAACACUGGAAACAUGGGAGGUAUGGGACCCCCCAACAAUAUGGCACCUUAUCCAAGGUCACAGGGGUACAACAGUCAACAACAAGGAUAUCUCCCACCUCAGCAACAACAUGGUGGAAGGCAAGAAGAUGGGUUCACAAGACUUGAAGCAAUGAUGCAGCAGGUGUUUGGGUCCAAUGCAAAAAUAAAUGAAAGAGUAGAUGCACAUGAUGCAACAAUCAAAAAUAUUGAAGUGCAAUUGGGCCAAAUUUCAAUGUCUCUGAACAAUCGUCCUCAGGGGACAUUACCUGCAGAUACCCAAAUUAAUCCUAAAGAUCAGGGCCCGAAGCAGCUGAUGGCGGUGAGUCUCCGUAAUGGCAGGGACCUUGAUGAAGAAAAGAAUACUCAGCAGGAGACCGAGAAAGUUGCUAAAGCAGUUGAAGAGCCGGUAGUAGAGAUAGUUGCUGAGAAAGAAAAGUCCCAAGAGAUUGGGAAGAAACGACCUCCUGCUCCAUUUCCAUAG